Molecule: messenger RNA, 751 nt
Organism: Aspergillus brunneoviolaceus CBS 621.78
Lineage: Eukaryota; Fungi; Ascomycota; Eurotiomycetes; Eurotiales; Aspergillaceae
Exons: 1
Coding region: 83-448 (121 amino acids)
Source: RefSeq, a predicted model, not a curated record
AUGGAGCUGAGUUCCGGGCGUGGCGACGACCGAUCUGGAUCAGGGUUUCAUCUGCAUCACGGCGUCUGCCGAGAAACAGACCAUGCAAUCAUCACUGGUAGUCCGUCCACUCCCAUUCCUGCCAUCGUGCGUUCGGCCGUCGCUGCUCCGCGUGGGCGACUCACCUCCUGCCUUGCCAUGCAGGUGCUGUUGCCCUACGCGAGUGGCAAGACGCCCAUCCACAGCUCGGGGGAAACCACCUCCCAGGUUAGCGGCAUCCUGCACCGUUGCCUCCUUCCAGACUGGUCUGAUACCCCCUGGGUGUGGCCACGGUGAAAACAUGGUCUCAAUGCCCGCAUGCCUCAGCAACAUGAGACAUAAGGUGGCAGCUGUGGGGGGCGUAGCUCCUCACCCACCACAAUUACCUUCUGCCACUCUCGCCAGUGGCAAGCUCUCGCACAUCGGAUGAAACCUUCGAUGAUUGAGACCACGGCCAGUCGACAUCCUGCCUUGGUCGGUUAGCCUUGUUGCCUUAGGGCCGGCGUUCCCGCCUCGCUUGUGCAGCCCUGCCUUGCCUCUGGCGACAGACGGAAAGUUCUUGAAGCUCAAUCCUCUCAGCGAUCGGUUCACUUCCCUCUUUUAGUCCGUCUCUGGUAGCCAUGGAGAUGGGUAGGACUGUCUACAUGGUGGAAGUUCGAGCAAUAAGUCUGCAUCCAACCAGUAAGUAUAUGACUUUCCUACCUCACAACAAGGCGGUAUGCUGGUUCCCCUG